Molecule: messenger RNA, 876 nt
Organism: Talaromyces marneffei
Lineage: Eukaryota; Fungi; Ascomycota; Eurotiomycetes; Eurotiales; Trichocomaceae
Exons: 5
Coding region: 1-876 (291 amino acids)
Molecular function (GO): oxidoreductase activity
Source: RefSeq, a predicted model, not a curated record
AUGGCACAACUAAAUUGUCUCAAUCUAUUUAAUGUCCAAGGUCGAGUGGCAGUAGUCACCGGCGGGAGCAGUGGAUUAGGGCUUAUGAUAUGCAAGGGACUAGUAUCAAACGGCGCCAAAGUGUACGUUGUCGCAUUACCUGGUGAUCCCAUCGAUGAUGUCGUCAAAGAGCUCAAUCGGCUCGGUUCCGAGACUGGAGGGAGUGCUUUGGGAUUUCCAUGCGACCUCUCCUCCAAAUCCUCGAUCCAAACCCUAGCUCAAGAAAUCUCCACACGAGAAACUCAUCUCGACAUGCUCAUCUCCAAUGCUGGCAUUCGUCGCGACCCUCCUAUCCAAUGCAACGUCCUCACAGCCUCCAUAACCGAACUGCAAGAAUCCAUGUGGUCCAGCAACGAGGCAGACUGGGAAAAGACUUUCCGCGUAAACACGACAGCUCAUUACUUCCUGAGCGUUGCGUUGUUACCUCUUCUCGCUGCUGCUGCGGCCGAGGGCCGCGAUCAGGGGCGUGGCGUGAUUGUGAUUACGAGUUCGUGCGCGAGCAUGCAUAAUGUCACCAAUAUAGAUCUCUCGAGUUAUGCGGCGAGUAAAGCUGCGACGGAUCAUUUGGUGAAGUUGUUGGCUGCUAAGUAUCAUCGGUUUUAUGUGAGAGUGUGUGGGAUUAAUCCUGGAUUUGUCCCGAGUAAUAUGAACCCAGUAGGUGCGGAGGGCAAUAUUUUCAGCAACUUAUUUGAUAAAGUGCCUGCGAAACGGGCCGCAGUUGCAGAGGAUAUCGCUGGUACGGUGUUGUAUCUCGUUAGCAAAGCCGGAGCUUAUGUGGAUGGAAUAUCAUUGUGUGUUGAUGGGGGGAGAAUACUUCUCGCCAAUGGACAAGAAUAG